UAUUGAUAAAGCUUCCGGAGUCAUGAAACAAAAAUAGUUACAUUUAGUUGUAACCACAUCGAUCAACAUUCAUUAUUAUAUUCCAAAAAAACAUUUCAAAUUAGUGAUGUGUAUAGAAAUGUUUUACUAUAUAAUGAUACUGCAAUAGGAAGUGAAAAGAAAUUUAUUAAUAAGGAAAUAUGACUCUAGAAAAGAGUCCUUCCUUUUGUGAAAAGGACGAUAAAUCAACAAAUGUCGAAGAAACAAAUCUGCACAAAAGAAGAGCAUCAGUAUGGUCUUGCGAUUUUGAAUCAGCCAUUGCGGCUGCUGGUUUUGGAAAAUUCAACGCCUAUUUGGUGAUUGUGGCAGCCAUUACAGGAUUAAUAGCAGCAUUCGAAGGAAGAGCAAUGGCAUAUAUUGUUCCUGCUGCUCAAUGUGAUUUGCAUAUUAAUAUUAAUCAAAAAGCAAUGCUGUCAUGUAUUCCUUUCGUAGGAAUGGUAACGACUACGUUUUUGUGGGGGUUGAUGGGCGAUUUAAUGGGACGAAAAAAAAUUAUUAUAAUAAUUUGUUCUUUGGACUUUAUUUGCUGGAUUAUGUCAGCUUUUGCACAAUCAUUUGUGAAACUUUUGGUGUCAAGAUUACUUGGUGGAAUGGUGUCUAGCGGAAUUUAUGCAAGUCUGGCUUCUUACAUUACUGAAACACACGGUGUAAAACAUAGAGCUGUUAUGCAACUGUUUUUAGGAAAUAUUUUUGGAAUAGGAGACUUAUUAUUACCGAUAAUGGCUUUAGGCAUUUUGACAAAUAACGAAAUUUACAAAAUAUCGUCAAUAGUGAUACAUCCAUGGAAUAGCUACGUGUUAAUUUGUUCUUUACUUCCAUUUCUUAGUGCUCUUGGAUUCUUUUUGCUACCCGAAAGUCCAAAGUUUUUAAUGAGCAAGAGUCAGAACGAUCAAGCUAUUAAUGUUUUUCAGUCUAUUUAUUCAUUAAAUACAAACAAAAAUAACAAACUGGACUAUCCUGUAAAAUCUUUAAAACGGAUAUCGAAAAAUGCUGAUAACUUAAACACCUCACCGCAAAAUGAAGCCACUAAUGGUUGUUUAUGCAAAAUUGCAUUGUUCUGCGAACACGAAAAUUUAAAAAAUAUCUGUCUAGCAGUGUUUUCCCAGUUUUUUAUAAUAAUGGGAUUAAACUCUGUUUUACUUUGGGUGCCGCAAAUAUUUCAAGAAAUGAGUAAUCGUCAAAAGAAUCAUAACCGCACUGCAACAUUUUGUGAAACAAUGUACGAUUUAUGCCACAAAACUAAUGAUAUUACAGACAAUUGUGAAGAGGAUAUGAGCGGAAAUAUUAAUACUUACGUAUAUUGUAUGGUAGUAGCUUUAGCCACAAUUAUACUAUUUAUAAUUUCUGGAUUCGUCGUUAAUACUAUUGGUAAACAUAAAUUGUUAUAUAUUCUAGGAAUAUGUUCUGCAAUAUCUACAGUUUUAUUAAUAUUAGCUGAUGGUAUUUUUCAGACAUUAUUACUUACUGCAAUUAUUUGUGCUUUCGGUAAUAUUGGAUUUAAUGCUUUAGUAGCCAUUGUUGCAGAUAUUUUUCCUACAAAUUUAAGAGCUAUGGCUGUAUCUUUAACAAUGAUGCUGGGUCGAUUGGGGGGUGCAAUUGGUCCUUUCAUAUUUCCUGUUUUUUUAACAUAUGGAUGUUUGCCAGCAUUACUUUUUAUUGCAGCCUUAAAUUUAGUUUGGAUAGUUCUUGUUUACCAACUACCUCAUAUAGAAAAUUCUGAGACAUCCAAGAACAGUGAAGAAUGAAGGAAUGAUGUUUCCAUAAAAUAAAAGUAAUUAAUUGUGAUAAAUGGUAGAAGACCAUCGACAGAAGCUUUCCAGUCUGACGAUGUUUUAACACUAUUGGAAAUAUUUGUAGUUCAGAAUUAAAAAGAAUAUGCAAUGAUCAUACUUCUGCGAAUCUGACAAACUCAUGAGAUCUCUGUAAGCAAUAAACUGAUUUAGG
Psylliodes chrysocephalus is the source of this 1983-nucleotide messenger RNA. Lineage: Eukaryota; Metazoa; Arthropoda; Insecta; Coleoptera; Chrysomelidae. The record is from the annotation of a GenBank genome assembly.